Coregonus sp. 'balchen' is the source of this 35831-nucleotide messenger RNA. Lineage: Eukaryota; Metazoa; Chordata; Actinopteri; Salmoniformes; Salmonidae. The record is from the annotation of a GenBank genome assembly.
CAAACAGCAAGGUAGAGGAAAGCAAGACGGUAAUAGAUAGUACGUCAAGACAACUGAGCUGUUAGACAAACAGACAGACAGUCAAACAGAAAGACAGACAGACAGAAGACAACUGGUGGCCUAUGAGGACAAAACUUUGACAGCUGAAGGAUGCUUCCAUUACUGGUUAUAGCUUUGCUGGGGUUCCCCACGGCAACAGGUUUCUAUGCACUUUUUACAUAAAAACAACAACAUUUUUAGUCAUUUAGCAGACGCUCUUAUCCAGAGCGACUUACAGUUAGUGAGUGCAUACGUUUUCAUACUGACACUUCUAUAGCCUACUCAAAUUAUCUGAUUAUUUUACAUAUAAAAGUAACUGGGUAAAGUGAAGAAUAUCAGUGGCUUUUUGUCUUAGGUUUGCAGGAAUGAUAUUGAAGAAAAUGUGCAAGUAGAGUGAAGUUGUAUUACUGUAGUGAUUAUUGGCAUCAUUGUCAUAAAGUAACAUCUUAGGGACCUUGUCAAUUAAAACCAGGCUUUCAGGGGUGAGACAAUCAUUGUAUACUUCAUGUUUGGAUUCUGGCUGUGCAAGAAGAAUGUUGUUUUUGCCUCACCUCAGAAAUGUGGUCACUAGUUCUGACUAGGCCCCUCAAUGUUUUAAAGGGAUGAUGCUGACUACAUAGGUUCACAUUGACCUACUGUAACAUUGUACUAAGCAUACAUUAUAGGAGAUAAUGAACUCUUUUGUUUCUACUGUAUGGUAUCUUUGGGGAGCAUUCCUGUUGAAUGUGUUCUGUUAAAAACUGCUUCUCUUUUCUAAGAAGAUAACACUCAUGGAGCAAAUUUCAGAAAAACCCACAAUGUUAAACUCAUAUUCAUAAAUGCAUUGUGGCAAUAUUUGUAACAUAGAGAAAUAAUAAAUAUAUACUGUAUUAAUCUCUAUAGCAGGGGUCCCCAAUUACAUUCAGCCGUGUGGCGAUUUUUCUUUGACCGGAUGGUCGAGGGGUAGAAACAUAGUUAUAAAUAAUUUGUACACUGCAAAUUGACCACAAGAAUCCAAAAUGGAUAUAGUAUUUGACAAAAACAGAAUAAUUUCAAACCUUGAUUACAUUGGGAUACAAUCACGUCUCUCUAUUUAUGCGUGGCAAUACUUAUUUUAAUCACUUUGAGCUGAUUUUCUGGUGAUUUCACAGUCUUUUAUGUCCAACAACAAAAUGUAUUAAAACAUUUUUGCUCAAAAAACUUGGGGGGGCCAAAUAAAAUCACCCGCGGAGCUGAAUUUGACCCGAGGGCCACCUAUUGUGAAACCCUGCUCUAUAGUAUGUGACCUGUAAUGUCUCCUCUGUUAUUCCCAGCCUCUGCAAUGCCUCACACCCACACCUCUCUCUCCCAGACCCUUCCCUCCUCAGGUGAGUGUUCACUAAUAAUCAGUAAUUAGUGAUAUAAAAUGGCUUGACUGAUGAGGAGGUAAAGUACAUCUUAACUGAUCUAACUGUAUGGUCUGGCCUUGUACCCGUCCUGAUCUAUCUGGGUUCAUUCAGCUCUAUGUCUGGCCACCUAGAAUAUAGAGAUCUAUCUUCAGUCUCUUUAGCAGUGGCGGCUCCUGAAAAAAUUCUCAGGAGGGGCAAUUUUUCUGAUGAUUUAGGUGACCUACACACAUUUAAAAAAAGAUAUGUCCAGCAACAACAUGAAGACAGGGGCAGCAUAUAAGUCAAUACCAGAAGCAUUUAUUGACUGAUCUGGGGAGAUGGAUUCCAGUUUCUGUGACAGAUUAUAAAUAAUCUCUGAUGCCUUUGUUAUAUUAGCUUUUGGUUGAAUGUACUGUCGUAGUAAAUAUAUAAUGUUAUAGCUUGGUCUGACAAAAAUCUUGUGCAUGACCCAUUUUGUGUUGGGCGUUUGUUUUCAAUCAAUGCUGUUCCUAUCCUAUAACAAUGGACAAAAGAGUCCUAUCUUGUCAGCCUUGUCAGCAGGUGGCCAAGGACAACACCCACGCCAUAGGUCUCUCAGUUCUUCCAACUCACGAGUUCUUGCUCUGAGGACACACACACACACACACACACACACACACACACACACAUCAUCAUCACUGAUAACACACACACACAUCAUCACUGUUAAACACACACACACACACACACAAAAAUCCCCUCUCUUUAGGCUGAACAUUUGAAGACAGAGAACCCGACUCAGAGCCAAUGCAACAGUGGAGGGGACCUCGCCCAACUCAUCAGGACCAAUCAGAAGAUCAGAACUACUAGAUUCAACCUACAUCAUUUAUUGUAUAAAAUGUCUGCACACAAUGUUUUUCGGGGCUCUCUUCAGAUAGCUCCCUAAGAGUUUGACGAACGAGUCCGUGCACGCGAUUCCAGAUAUCUUUACCUCUGAAUAAACUGCCUUUAUUAUACCAUAUCCACCCUGUCCAAAGUCUCUACUUGGUCUCAGUUCUCCAGUAAACUUGUGAUUAUCAACAGUACACAACGGUAACAAACAAUUGGGGGAACUCACGGGGCAGAUAGUAAGGUCGCAGUGACACAGAAAGCAGUUCAAUGUCGGGGCGGGGGUACAGAGUCGCUCUCUUACCAGGAUCGAUUUUCCCCGUGACUGUCAGAUCGCGGUCCGCUCUGACCAGGGUGAAGCCGGCCCGCUCCACUUCUCUGUCCGGGACUCUGUCAUCCAGCCAAGUCUCCCAGCUGUAUUGGAUUCCGCUGCCAGCAGCGUUUUCAUUAUUUAGUCCGUUCGUAGCGGGUAUGUACACGAUCAACAAGAUCAGUCCAAAACUCACCACUGGAAAUCCAUGGUUGGCAGAAUGUUUGUAAACUAAGUCUACAAAUUAAAAACAUAAAAUAACGCCACACUGCAGGUCGCAACAGAGACGCUGCUAGCCGCUAUUGUCUUAGUUACGUUCAUGGUUACGUCACGUAUGACGAAAGCGCGUAAGUGCAAGCCCACAGACACCCAUAGAGAAUGUAUUGAAAGCUUUGAAAUUUGAAAAAAAUAGAUUUUACAUGACAGGCUAUGAGAACUUCUGGGCGAUUUUCAACCUGACUGAAAUCGCCCAAAAACGGGCGGGGCCAUUGAAGCACGACUUUAGGCCUGAUUUGAAAAAUUCUAGUGGCAGUCUCUCAGAUUCCAGACCUGAGUAACCCACUGUUCCAGUGAUAUAUAAUUGAUUAGAAAAAGCUAAAUCCCGUUCUUUUCCUCCUUUGGCGUCCGGCGUUUUGCACAUUUUUCGCCCUAUUGAACAGGCCGUCCCUUCUCUUUAGUCCUUAUUGAGUUGAGUUGGCUGUUCUGAACGAUCAACCAAUGUGGUCUUAGGCGGUCUCCUAAUUUCACUCCUUUCUCUCCAGCUCACAGUGUCAGACCCUCAGAUGUGGCUGUGCUCUCAGCCAUCGGUCUCCCCCACACACAAAGGUAAGCAACACAUCAAUUUCUCUAACCUUGAUAGAUAAGGGGACACUACCAGGUGUCACUAGGGAUAUUUCAAUGUGAACGCAGAAAGGUUUUCCAGACUUCUGUUUUUCUCUCUCCUUGCAGCAGUGAGCUGUCCAGAGUGUUAUUGAGACUUCAUGGUAAGCCUGCUAUUCAUGGGGAGUUUGGGGGGCUCCUUAAUGUAUCAAAUCAGUUCUCUGAACCAGAAGACAACAAACGCAGGCUAUUAACACAGACAGACAAACAGACAGGCAGGCAAACAGACCGAACAGACACGCACACUCUCACGCACACACGCACACAUGCACACAAGUACACACACAAAAAUAGCAGACAAAUUCUAGAGCAUCCAAUCCACGUUGUCAAUUUCCUGUGACCUUAAGCACCAAAUGACAGUCUCCAUCAAAUACAAUCUCAAUAAAACACACUUUGAUUGGUUGAUAAGAUUGGUUGAUAAGACAUUUGAUUGGUUGAUAAGACAUGUUGGUCUGCUGACAGAUCCUCCUCUUCCCAUGCCAAAUUUCCUCCCUUUGCAAUCUGACACUCGUCAUGUGUAUCAUUACAUAGAAUGUUUAUCUAAUUUCAUCCAGAUAAUCUAGGACCAGACAUCAUUUAGGCUUUUUAACCAUUUUUCGAAGAUAGGAUUGUGCUCGAAAAGGAUAAAAGCAUCGAAAAGAGGGUACAUUUGGAGGGAAAUGAAAUCAAUUCAGUUACGUACUUGAGAUAAUGGUGUCAGGCCUGCUCUUAUAUAACUUACUGUAACUAUUGAACACUCUUACAUGUCUAAUAGGUUAUUGUAGAUUACUGCAGUAUCAAUUAGUAUAAUUGAGAAUAAUUGAUUUUAAAAGAGGUUAAUAUAAGUUAAGAUCCAACCACUUUGUGAUAUCGUUAUUGGUCUGAUAUCAGGAACAACCCUGAUACUACUAACAAUAAGCCAAGAUAGAAUCACCAAACUACAACUACGCUGCAAUUAAUUUCACCAGAAAGCAUUCCACAAGGAAGAGAUACAGAUUAUUGUACCUCUCACACAAUAGAAAACAGACAUUAAUAAAGAGGAAGGGGAUAGAGAGACAUACUGUACUCUCAACUCACAUGGUACUUUCUGUUUGUUAGUACCAAGAAAGCCCUAGAUGCCAUACUGGUCUGGCCAAACAGAUUGUAUGUGUAUCCAUUUAUUUGAUUGUAUAAGGAACCAACUAACUACCUGUGUGUCAGACACGUUGGUGGAGUAUGGAGUUAGUUGAUUUUAAAUACCUGUUUGCCAUUUCUAAUAGUGUUUUUUUCACCUCAUACUAAAGUGCCAAGUAAUGUGCAUAUGACAAAGUUGAUUUCACUUAUAAUCAAGCAACUUCCUCCCCUCUCUCUGUCACUCCAGAGCUGCUGACCAUGUUUAACCCUGCAAUGACCAGUACUCUUCCUGGUCAGACAAACCUGUAUUCUGAAUCCUCACAGCACAGGUAAUCCACAGCUACACCUGCUCCCUGUGAGAGCAUGAAAGAAAGACAGACAAAAUUGUAUGUUUCGUUCAUUUGCAGAUCUCUUGUGGAGCAGGCAAAGGAACUGUCCCUCACCCUCAGGAGUAACCAGGUAUUCUAGUAACUCUCCUUCUACAUAACCCAACACAUUGUCCUAUAGAAUUGGAACAGCUUCUCUGUACUGGUUGUCAUCUCUGACUGUGUCUUUUACUUCUCUCUGAUAGGCCGUUGAUCUAGACACAGACUGGAAGCUGGUGAUGCUAUUCGUCCAGGUGGAUGAGCUCUGUUUAUGUCAUGACCAGGUCAUUAGCCAAAUACUCACCUCACACAUCUGGAUUUCAGUGAAAGUCUGCAUUUCAUGACACUACAGUGUUAAUAGCUGCGUUCCUUUGAGUGAGUGUUGUGUGUUUGUGUGUAUGCAGCUCAGUGAGACCAUCAGAGCUGCUGUCCAGGAGGUGGAUCAAGCUCUGCAGGUGCUGCAGUCCCAGGUGGGUUUUGGACACUUGUGUGACACUCUUAGCGAUGCUACAGCACAUGAAUUUAGGUGAUCAUUAAGAUCGUUCUUAAUGUAUUUUCAGUUGAAGUGGACCAUUGUCAAUGUUGCAGUGUGGAAUGGAGAAUAUGAUACUGGACUUCCUCAUCAGAACAGGUGAUAAUCUCGACCAAUAGCACAGCUCCUUAAUCAGUCAGUGCAUUCAUUCCCUGAGUUUAUAAUGUUUUAUUUUAUUAUUAUAGAUAUAGAUUAUUGUACUGUAAUGUUGAGGGAGCUAGCACACAAGCAUUUUGCUGCACCUUUUAUACCUGCUGUAAACUGUGUACGUGAUAAAUACAAUUAGAUUAGAAUUUUGGGAUUUUUAAACGAUUCUGUGAAUCUAUAGUGACUUGCUAGUAGACGUUUGGUUUGAUUGCUUAUAUGUCUAUUGACAGGAUGUGUCAAUGUAUGGAGGAAAGACAUGAAGGGGAGCUCAGACUGCUGAGGGCCCUGCUCACUCAAGCCCUGCAGGUGCAAUGUCUUACAUAUCAAUGUUUUACGUCAUCAAUGUCUUACAUCAAUGUUUUGCUUCAUCAAUGUCUUAUGUCAUCAAUGUUGUACAUCUGUUUUACAUCAUCAAUGUCUUACGUCAUCAAUGUUGUACAUCUGUUUUACAUCAUCAAUGUCUUACGUCAUCAAUGUUGUACAUCUGUUUUACAUCAUCAAUGUCUUACGUCAUCAAUGUUGUACAUCUGUUUUACAUCAUCAAUGUCUUACAUCAAUGUCUUACGUCAUCAAUGUUGUACAUCUGUUUUACAUCAUCAAUGUCUUACAUCAAUGUCUUACAUCAUCACUUCUUACAUCAAUGUUUUACAUCAUAAAUGUCUUACAUCAUCAAUGUUGUACAUCUAUGUUUUACAUCAUCAAUGUCUUACUACAUCUAUGUCUUACAUCAAUUUCUUACAUCUAUGUCUUACAUCAAUAACUUACAUCAAUGUGAUCUCCCCAACAUCUAUGUCACGGUUCCCCAACUGGUGGCCUGCGGGCCGAAUUUGGCCCCACGGUGGUUUUAUUUGCCCCCCAAGUUUUCUGAGUAUUUCAUUGUUGGAUAUAAAAGACUGUAAAAACACCAGUUAUUUUAAUUUUGGAAAUCUGUUCCCAAGUAUUCCCACGCAUAAUAGAGAUACAAAUGCAUAAGUGCAUAAGUGCACCCACGCAUAAGUGAUCAUAUACAAAUGUAAGCAAGAUUUGAAAUUAUCAUGUUUUUGUCAAAUAUUAUAUCUGUUUGUGAUUCUUGCAAUCAAAUUGCAGUCUACAAAUGAUUUGUAAUUAUGUUCCAGCCCACAGACCAUCCUCUCAUAAAAAAUAAUCCCGCAGCUGAAUCUAGUUGAUGAUCUUUGAUCUAUGUGCUGUUUAUAUUGUUGUCCCCAUAUAAAUAAGAUAAGAUAAGAUUAUAUUGCAUUCUAUUGUCAGUUUUCACCCCCAAAAAAUUUGCAUCAUAAAAACUCCUUACAGGACAUACUGCAAAAUAUAAUAAAUAACAUAUGGACAGAAGAUGUUGUAGUACAGGGGACUACACAAGUGGUGUAUUGUAUAUAGUUUAUUAUUUACUAACUAUUUUUCACGGUGGUCAGUAGGAGUCCCUUGACGGACACCUGGUGGAGAAGCAGUGGUACAGCAAUAGAGAUGACUUCACCGUCCUACUGCAGGAUGUCCCCUUCAUCACAGCAGACCCUGCCUCCUUUAUUGUGAGUGACAAGCCAUUGAAGCUUCCCACAAGUUUGUAUACAUGAAUGUGACUCUCUUACUGUGUGAUGCAGAGCUGAAUUGUUAUUUGUUAUUGGUGUGUGUGCGUGCGUGUGUGUGUGUGUGUGUGUGUGUGUGUGUGUGUGUGUGUGUGUAAUACAAAUGUUCUUCUGUGUACAGAGCACUGCCCCCAGAGCGGGUGCAUUACACACAGACAAACUAGCCAUACAGAUGUGGGCCAACUUGGUGAGUUACACCACAUAAUACCCAUGCUGCUAACACACUGUGGCAUUGUCUCUGCUCUCAGUCCUAGUUGAGGCAAACAAAGGAGAAUUUACUCAAAAUGUUUUUCCUUCUGUUUUUCAGCUGCAGCCCACCAUAGGCCAGCAGAACAUGGAGGACAAUGAUAUGAUCAUCUCGGUGCCAUGCCCCAGUGAGGUGAGAGAGUGCGGCAAGCCUCCAACACAUACCUGACCUAGGUUAGUUUUUCUUUCAAAUACUUUAAGCGUUUAACUGAGCUUGUCUGGAGUGCCAGAUGAGUGGGGUUUGCACUUGGGGGUUGAUGCAUUGGUUCCAUUGGACCAGACAAGCUCAAUGAACUGCAGCUAAGGUAUUUGAAAGAAAACAAAUACUAUUUGAAUCCAGGCCUGAAAUCUGUCACGUACAGUACAUUUGUGGGAUUAAUAGAAUAGAAUGUGAGUGUAAUAGGAAUUUCCAGGUGAACAAGUCAAUCAAAAAUCUAUCCAGUUUAUUACACGUUGUAACAGGGAGACACAUGCAGAGCAAAUGUCUAACUGGCCUCUUGGAGACAGGCCCUUUCUAUCAAAAUCAGACAGCACCAAAUGUUCUGUAAACACCAGCAUGAGAGACAGUGACUUUGUAAGCUGCUACAGAAUCACACAGUGUUCAUAGAAUUCCAUCAAUGCGACAGUGAAUAAUCAGUGUGUCCUUGGUCCUUGGACCUCCAGUCUGGCGUCAACCACGAUCAUCAGAUAUGACAAUAAUCCAUAACAAGUCUAGUGACCAUCAACCUGCACCUUGAGUGUUACAAAUAGAAUACUGGCAAUUAUGUGUAUUACAGAAAUUCCAAAUAUGCUAAACAUUGUGUUGAUCACUCUAAAUUAAAUAUGAACUUUAUUCAUCUUAAAUAUUCCCAUUACAGUGAGCUACUCCAGAUAAACGUCUCAACACACAAUAUAGUAUAAUUAAGCAAUAUCACCGAGUGGGUGUGGUAUAUGGCCAAUAUACCAUGGCUAAGGGCUGUUCUUAGGCGCGACACGGAGUGCCUGGAUACAGCCCUUAGCCGUGGUAUAUUGGACAUAUAUCACAAACCCCCAAGGUGCCUUAUUGCUAUUAUAAACUGGUUACCAACAUAAUUAGAGCAUUACAAAUAAAUAUUUUGUCAUGCCCGCCAAUCAGCAUUCAGGGCUCGAACCACCCAGUUUAUGAUAUGAUUUAUACCACUGAGAAAGAAUCUAUACAACCCUACUAACCCUCAUCUCCCACCCUCUAUACAUUAAUCUGUCCUCCUCUCUGUCUGUCUCUCUCUCUCUCUGUCUCGCUCACUCUCUCUCUCUCUCUCUUUCUCGCUCUCACACUCUCUCUCUCUCUCUCUCCCCCUCUCUCCCAUAGGACCGGCCUUUCUUGAGAACAGAGCGAAACUCUCCCUCAGAUCACACCAAUGAGCUCUCUCCUCUUCUUGACCCUGUGAGUUACUGUUGUCAGGCCUGUUGAUCACGGCUAAUGUACUGUAGGGCCCUUCACAUUGUGGUGUCUGUGUACACAUUAUACAGUGGGGGAAAAAAGUAUUUAGUCAGCCACCAAUUGUGCAAGUUCUCCCACUUAAAAAGAUGAGAGAGGCCUGUAAUUUUCAUCAUAGGUACACGUCAACUAUGACAGACAAAAUGAGAAAUGUUUUUCCAGUAAAUCACAUUGUAGGAUUUUUAAUGAAUUUAUUUGCAAAUUAUGGUGGAAAAUAAGUAUUUGGUCAAUAACAAAAGUUUCUCAAUACUUUGUUAUAUACCCUUUGUUGGCAAUGACACAGGUCAAACAUUUUCUGUAAGUCUUCACAAGGUUUUCACACACUGUUGCUGGUAUUUUGGCCCAUUCCUCCAUGCAGAUCUCCUCUAGAGCAGUGUUGUUUUGGGGCUGUCGCUGGGCAACACAGACUUUCAACUCCCUCCAAAGAUUUUCUAUGGGGUUGAGAUCUGGAGACUGGCUAGGCCACUCCAGGACCUUGAAAUGCUUCUUACGAAGCCACUCCUUCGUUGCCCGGGCGGUGUGUUUGGGAUCAUUGUCAUGCUGAAAGACCCAGCCACGUUUCAUCUUCAAUGCCCUUGCUGAUGGAAGGAGGUUUUCACUCAAAAUCUCACGAUACAUAGCCCCAGUCAUUCUUUCCUUUACACGGAUCAGUCGUCCUGGUCCCUUUGCAGAAAAACAGCCCCAAAGCAUGAUGUUUCCACCCCCAUGCUUCACAGUAGGUAUGGUGUUCUUUGGAUGCAACUCAGCAUUCUUUGUCCUCCAAACACGACGAGUUGAGUUUUUACCAAAAAGUUAUAUUUUGGUUUCAUCUGACCAUAUGACAUUCUCCCAAUCCACUUCUGGAUCAUCCAAAUGCACUCUAGCAAACUUCAGACGGGCCUGGACAUGUACUGGCUUAAGCAGGGGGACACGUCUGGCACUGCAGGAUUUGAGUCCCUGGCGGCGUAGUGUGUUACUGAUGGUAGGCUUUGUUACUUUGGUCCCAGCUCUCUGCAGGUCAUUCACUAGGUCCCCCCGUGUGGUUCUGGGAUUUUUGCUCACCGUUCUUGUGAUCAUUUUGACCCCACGGGGUGAGAUCUUGCGUGGAGCCCCAGAUCGAGGGAGAUUAUCAGUGGUCUUGUAUGUCUUCCAUUUCCUAAUAAUUGCUCCCACAGUUGAUUUCUUCAAACCAAGCUGCUUACCUAUUGCAGAUUCAGUCUUCCCAGCCUGGUGCAGGUCUACAAUUUUGUUUCUGGUGUCCUUUGACAGCUCUUUGGUCUUGGCCAUAGUGGAGUUUGGAGUGUGACUGUUUGAGGUUGUGGACAGGUGUCUUUUAUACUGAUAACAAGUUCAAACAGGUGCCAUUAAUACAGGUAACGAGUGGAGGACAGAGGAGCCUCUUAAAGAAGAAGUUACAGGUCUGUGAGAGCCAGAAAUCUUGCUUGUUUGUAGGUGACCAAAUACUUAUUUUCCACCAUAAUUUGCAAAUAAAUUCAUUACAAAUCCUACAAUGUGAUUUUCUGGAAAAAAAAAUCUCAAUUUGUCUGUCAUAGUUGACAUGUACCUGUGAUGAAAAUUACAGGUCUCUCUCAUCUUUUUAAGUGGGAGAACUUGCACAAUUGGUGGCUGACUAAAUACCUUUUUUCCCCACUGUACAUGGUAAUGACUCUGGAUGUGCUCUGCUUGUCUUGUCAUCAGAUCAUGGGCACUCAUAUGCCCUGCGAGGACCAUAGCCCUUCCAACUCCCCACCCACCUCAGGUAAGAGGAAUCCUCUCAAUAUACAGUAUACAGUAUGCAGUUUUUAGAGUUAUUUGUUGAAAUAGAGGCAGUAUCCCCUGAUCUUACUGUAUUAUGGAACAUGAAACUUUUAGAGAACGGACAGAUAGAUGUCAGUUGGUUUCUUAGGGUCUACCUGGAUAAAGUUUGCCUCACGCCAUUCUCAUCACCUGAUCCAUCUUCUAUGCGUUCACAGUUCAUGCCCUCCGCCCUGGCGAUAUCAAAGUAGUAGCUGCAGUGGGAGACUCUCUGACAGUAAGUCACCUGUUCCUUGUUUACCUUUUAUCUGUAGUAGUACAUGAUUGAGUUACUUUACAUACGGUGGACUAAUCUACAUUACCCAGUUGUAGGGCUGUCACCUCAUCAUAUGUGAUUGCUAUCUGUAUUAUUAAACUCAUGCUAUUGCUAUCUCUAUAACACUCUCUUUGACUGGUCGGCAGGCGGGCAACGGUAUCGGAUCGGGAUCCAACGUUAACAAUCUACUGGAUGUUACGACGCAAUACCGGGGUUUAUCAUGGAGGUGGGUCCUUAUCAUAAGGCAGGGUUCCCCAACUGGUGGCCCGCUGGCCGAAUUUGGCCCCUGGGUGGUUUUAUUUGGCCCCACAAGUUUUCUGAGGAAAGAAAACCAAAAUAAAUUCCUUGUUGGACAUAAAAGUCUGUAAAAACACCAGUUAUUUUUAUUUAGGAAAUCUGUUCCCAAGUAUUCCCACGCAUAAUAGAGAGACAUGUGAUCGUAUACAAAUGUAAGCAAGGUUUGAAAUGAUAAUGUUUUUGUCAAAUAUUAUAUCUGUUUGUGAUGCUUGCGAUCAAAUUGCAGUCUACAAAUGAUUUGUAAUUAUGUUACGGCCCCCCGAUCAUCCGCUCACAAAAAAAUCGGCCCACGGCUGAAUCUAGUUAAUGAUCCCUGUCAUAAAGUGUCCUUAUCACCCCUGCAAUAACACAAUAGUACAGAGUGCAGUGUCAAUGUCAGUUCAUCUUCCUGUGCUGUGGGUUACCUGGAGGUAGAGGUAUAAUCUAUAUGGUUGGCAUCCCUAACCAGUCUAUAUUCUGUCUUUGUGUUUCUCAGUGUCGGUGGAGACGAGAACCUCACCACUGUCACCACUCUUCCCAGUGAGUCUCCUUCUUGACGCUGUCAUCUUGUAUUAGUUAUCAGGCUACUCGUGUAGCCAAAAUGUUGCCAAAAUAUUGCUAAAAUGCUGGAAUUCACAUUCACACAUGUACCUUAAGUAAGAAAAAUACUGUUCUCCUAUAUGUAUCAUUAUCAAUGUGUCCAGGUUGGACUGAUAUGUUGUUUUCUUUUGUGCUGCUGCUCAGAUAUCCUGCGUGAGUUUAACCCCUCCCUGACCGGCUUCUCAGUGGGCAAAGGCAAAGAGCACACCCCUCAGGCCUUCCUCAACCAGGCUGUGGCCGGGGGAAAAGCCAAGUGAGUCCCAUCACCAGUCCAUAUGAUACUCUUCUAUCCAGACAUACCUGCCUCUCUGACUGACUAUGUUUUACUGAAUAUGUACUGAAUAUGUUUUGUACUGAAUAUGUUUUGUAGUCUUUAUUCGCUGAAUAGUGAUGUUGGAUUGUCUGUGUUUGUUUUGAAGAGACAUACCAGAACAAGUGCGAGCAUUGGUUGCCAGGAUGAAGAAUGACUCGGUUAGCGACUAUCCUGAAUUAUAUUUGAAUCUAAUUUUGUUUGUCUACCACACAUAGAUUGAUAUAACACACAAGCUCACAUUAUGUGAACAUGUCCUCUUACACAGCGCAUUCAUUUCCAAGAAGACUGGAAAGUGAUCACUUUGUUCAUUGGAGGCAAUGACAUGUGUGACUACUGCUACAACUCUGUGAGUACCAAUACUAUGUGUAUACGUUACAACACAAUAAGAUACAAUGAGAUACCAUUCUGUGUCGUGACCUCCUCUAAGAACUCUGUCUGCAGUGAUACUGUACUGGAUGUGCAUGUUCCAGUUCUCUGACUGUCGCUACCUUUUAUUGUCCCACAGCUGUUUUACUCCACAGACAACUAUGUGCGACACAUUCGUGAGUCUCUGGAUUACCUUCAUAAACAGGUAGGAGCUGUAGGCCUAAUCCUACCAGAUAGCACAUGCUUUUCUCUGUUUUCAAUUUCUUUUUUUAAUUUCUAAAACGUUAUUUCUCUCUCUAUCUCUUUGUCCUUCUAUCUCUCAAUUCAAUUCAAUUUAAGGGGUUUUAUUGGCAUGGGAAAUGUAUGUUUACAUUGCCAAAGCAAGUGAAAUAGAUGAUUAAAAAAAAGUGAAUUAAACAAUAUAAAUGUUUUACAGUAAACAAUACACUCACAAAAGUUCAAAAAGAAUAAAGACAUUUCAAAUGUCAUAUUAUGUCUAUAUACAGUGUUGUAAUGAUGUGCAAAUAGUUAAAGUACAAAAAGGAAAAUAAAUAAACAUAAAUGUAGGUUGUAAACUCAGCAAAUAAAUCAGGACCCUGUCUUUCAAAGAUAAUUCGUAAAAAUCCAAAUAACUUCACAGAUCUUCAUUGUAAAGGGUUUAAACACUGUUUCCCAUGCUUGUUCAAUGAACCAUAAACAAUUAAUGAACAUGCACCUGUGGAACGGUCAUUAAGACACUAACAGCUUACAGACGGUAGGCAAUUAAGGUCACAGUUAUGAAAACUUAGGACACUAUAGAGGCCUUUCUACUGACUCUAAAAAACACCAAAAGAAAGAUGCCCAGGGUCCCUUCUCAUCUGCGUGAACGUGCCUCAGGCAUGCGGCAAGGAGGCAUGAGGACUGCAGAUGUGGCCAGGGCAGUAAAUUGCAAUGUCCGUACUGUGAGACACCUAAGACAGCGCUACAGGGAGACAGGACGGACAGCUAAUCGUCCUCGCAGUGGCAGACCACGUGUAACAACACCUGCACAGGAUCGGUACAUCCGAACAUCACACUUGCGGGACAGGUACAGGAUGGCAACAACAACUGCCCGAGUUACACCAGGAAUGCACAAUCCCUCCAUCAGUGCUCAGACUGUCCGCAAUAGGCUGAGAGAGGCUCACCUGAGGGCUUGUAGGCCUGUUGUAAGGCAGGUCCUCACCAGACAUCACCGGCAACAACGUCACCUAUGGGCUCAAACCCACCGUCGCUGGACCAGACAGGACUGGCAAAAAGUGCUCUUCACUGACGAGUCGUGAUUUUGUCUCACCAGGGGUGAUGGUCGGAUUCGCGUUUAUCGUCGAAGGAAUCAGCAUUAUACCGAGGCCUGUACUCUGGAGCGGGAUCAAUUUGGAGGUGGAGGGUCCGUCAUGGUCUGGGGCGGUGUGUCACAGCAUCAUCGGACUGAGCUUGUUGUCAUUGCAGGCAAUCUCAAUGCUGUGCGUUACAGGGAAGACAUCCUCCUCCCUCAUGUGGUACUCUUCCUGCAGGCUCAUCCUGACAUGACCCUCCAGCAUGACAAUGCCACCAGCCAUACUGCUCGUUCUGUGCGGGAUUUCCUGCAAGACAGGAAUGUCAUUGUUCUGCCAUGGCCAGCGAAGAGCCCGGAUCUCAAUCCCAUUGAGCACGUCUGGGACCUGUUGGAUCGGAGGGUGAGGGCUAGGGCCAUUCCCCCCAGAAAUGUCCGGGAACUUGCAGGUGCCUUGGUGAAAGAGUGGGGUAACAUCUCACAGCAAGAACUGGCAAAUCUGGUGCAGUCCAUGAGGAGGAGAUGCACUGCAGUACUUAAUGCAGCUGAUGUUUCUUUUAUUGCUGAGUUUAUUUAUGGUGUUUGUUCUUCACUGGUUGCCCUUUUCUUGUGGCAGCAUGUCACAAAUAUUGCUGCUUUAAUUGCACACUGUGGUAUUUCACCCAAUAUAUAUGGGAGUUUAUCCAAAUCGGAUUUGUUUUCGAAUUAUUUGUGGGUCUGUGUAAUCUGAGGGAGGUAUGUGUGUCUAAAUGGUCAUACAUUUGUCAGGAAGUUAGGAAGUGCAGCUCAGUUUCCACCUUAUUCUGUGGGCAGUGCACACAGCCUGUCUUCUCUUGAGAGCCAGGUCUGCCUACAGUGGCCUUUCUCAAUAGCAAGGCUAUGCUCACUGAGUCUGUACAUAGUCAAAGCUUUCCUUAAGUUUGGGUCAGUCACAGUGGUCAGGUAUUCUGCCACUGUGUACUCUCUGUUUAGGGCCAAAUAGCAUUCUAGUUUGCUCAGUUUUUCUGUUAAUUCUUUCCAAUGUUUCAAGUAAUUAUCUUUUUGUUUUGUCAUGAUUUGGCUGGGUCUAACUGUGUUGCUGUCCUGGGGCUCUGUGGGGUCUUUUUGUGUUUGUGAACAGAGCCCCAGGACCAGCUUGCUUAGGGGACUCUUCUCCAGGAUCAUCUCUCUGUAGUUGAUGGCUUUGUUAUGGAAGGUUUGGGAAUCGCUGCCUUUUAGGUAGUUGUAGAAUUUAACGGCCUUUUCUGGAUUUUGAUCAUUAGCGGGUAUGCUCUGCAUGCAUUAUUUGGGGUUUUACAUUGUACAUGGAGGAUAUUGUUGCAGAAUUCUGCAUGCAGAGUCUCAAUUUGAUGUUUGUCCCAUUUUGUGAAUUCUUGGUUGGUGAGCGGACCCCAGACCUCACAACUAUAAAGGGCAAUGGGUUCUAUAACUGAUUCAAGCAUUUUAUCCAGAUCCUAAUUAGUAUGUGGAAUUGUAUGUUCCUUUUGAUGGCUUAGAAGGCCCUUCUUGCCAUGUCUCUCAGAUCGUUCACAGCUUUGUGGAAGUUACCUGUGGCGCUGAUGUUUAUGCCAAGAUAUGUAUAGUUUUUUGUGUGCUCUAGGGCAACAGUGUCUAGAUGGAAUUUGUAUUUGUGGUCCUGUCAACUGGACCUUUUUUGGAACACCAUUAUUUUUGUCUUACUGAGAUUUACUGUCAGGGCCCAGGUCUGACAGAAUCUGUGCAGAAGAUCUAGGUGCUGCUGUAGGCCCUCCUUGCUUGGGGACAGAAGCACCAGAUCAUCAGCAAACAGUAUACAUUUGACUUCAGAUUCUAGUAGGGUGAGGCUGGGUGAUGCAGACUUUUCUAGUGCCCUCGCCAAUUUGUUGAUAUAUAUGUUGAAUAGGGUGGGGCUUAAGCUGCAUCCCUGUCUCUCCCCACGGCCCUGUGGAAAGAAAUGUGUGUUUGUUUUUGCCAAUUUUUAACGCACACUUGUUGUUUGAGUACAUGGAUUUUACAAUGUCGUAUGUUUUUCCCCCAACACCACUUUCCAUCAAUUUGUAUAGCAGAUCCUCAUGCCAAAUUGAGUCAAAAGCUGUUUUGAAAUCAACAAAGCAUGAGAAGACUUUGCCUUUGUUUUGUUUGUUUGUCAAUUAGGGAUUGCAGGGUGAAUACGUGGUCUGUCGUACGGUAAUUUGGUAAAAAGCCAAUUUGAUAUUUUCUCAGUACAUUGUUUUCACUGAGGAAAUGUACGAGUCUGCUGUUAAUGAUAACGCAGAGGAUUUUCCCAAGGUUGCUGUUGACGUAUGUCCCACGAUAGUUAUUCGGGUCAAAUUUGUUCAGUCCUUCGUUCCAAAUAUUGGGGAAGAUGCCAGAGCUAAGGAUGAUGUUAAACAGUUUAAGUAUAGCCAAUUGGAAUUUGUGGUCUGUAUAUUUUAUCAUUUCAUUGAGGAUACCAUCAACACCACAGGCCUUUUUGGGUUGGAGGGUUUGUAUUUUGUCUUGUAGUUCAUUCAAUGUAAUUGGAGAAUCCAGUGGGUUCUGGUAGUCUUUAAUAGUUGAUUCUAAGAUUUGUAUUUGAUCAUGUAUAUGUUUUUGCUGUUUGUUUUUUGUUAUAGGGCCAAAAAGACUGGAGAAGUGGUUUACCCAUACAUCUCCGUUUUGGAUAGAUCAUUCUUUGUGCUGUUGUUUGUUUAGUGUUUUCCAAUUUUCCCAGAAGUGUCUAUGGAUUCUUCAAUUACAAUGAGCUGAUUUCAGACGUGCUGUUCUUCUUUUUCCAUAGUGUAUUUCUUUAUUGUUUUAGUGAUUCACCAUAGUGAAGGCGUAGGCUCAGGUUUUCUGGGUCUCUAUGUUUUUGGUUGGAUAGGUUUCUCAAUUUCUUUCUUAGGUUUUUGAAUUCUUCAUCAAACCAUUUGUCACUGUUGUUAAUUUUCUUUGGUUUUCUGUUUAAAUUUUUUUUGAUUUUAUAGGGAAGCUGAGAGGUCAAAUAUGCUGUUUAGGUUUUCUACUGCCAAGUUUACACCUUCACUAUUACAGUGAAACAUUUUGUCCAGAAAGUUGUCUAAAAGGGAUUAUAUUUGUUGUUGCCUAAUUGUUUUUUGGUAGUUUUCCACACUACUUUCCAUCCAUCUAUAGCAUAUCUUAAUAUUAUUCAGUUCCUUUGGCUUUGAUGCCUCAUGAUUGAGUAUUGCUCUGUUCAAGUAGACUGUGAUUUUGCUGUGAUCUGACAGGGGUGUCAGUGGGCUGACUGUGAAUGCUCUGAGAGACUCUGGGUUGAGGUCAGUGAUAAAGUAGCCUACAGUACUACUGCCAAGAGAUGAGCUAUAGGUGUACCUACCAUAGGAGUUCCCUCGAAGCCUACCAUUGACUAUGUACAUAACCAGUGUGCGACAGAGCUGCAGGAGUUGUGACCCGUUUCUGUUGGUUAUGUUGUCGUAGUUGUGCCUAGGGGGGCAUAUGGGGGAGGGAAUGCUGUCACCUCCAGGUAUGUGUUUGUCCCCCUGUGUGUUGAGGGUGUCAGGUUCUUGUCCAGUUCUGGCAUUUAGGUCGCCACAGACUAGCACGUCCCUGGGCCUGGAAAUGAUUGAUUUCCCCUCCAGGAUAGAGAAGCUGUCUUCAUUAAAGUAUGGGGAUUCUAGUGGGGGGAUAUAGGUAGCACACAGGAGGACAUUUUUCUCUGUUGAGAUCAUUUCCUUUUGAAUUUCUAGCAAAUGUAAAAUGUUCCUGUUUUGAUUAAUUGAAUAGAGUUAGUUAGGUCUGUUCUAUACCAAAUUAGAAUACCCCCUGAGUCCCUUCCCUGUUUCACACCUGGUAGUUUGUUGGAUGGGUCUACCAGCUCUCUGUAACCUAGAGGGCAACCAGUGGGUCCAUCUCCUCUAUACCAUGUUUCUUGUAGGAUGACAAUGUCUGUAUUUCUGAUUUAUUUGGUUAAGUCCAGGUUCCUGCUCUUUAGGCCAAAGGCAGAUGACCUCAAGCCUUGGAUAUUCCAGGAUGAGGCUUUGUGCUCCAUAAAGUGUCCAAUGUUGUUAGUCGUGUGGUUUGGCCUCAGACCAGUACGUGUGAGCAGAGCCUGCUGAGCAUCUGGUACAUGCCAUUGGCUUGGGCUAGUGUAAGAGUGGGUGUUGGGCCUGUUUGCCUGCUCACGGCCUGGGCGUAUGUGUGACUUUCAUGUUGAGGCCCUCUUUGCGGGAGUGGGGGGCAUGGGGUGGGCAGGAGGGGCAUAGGUCUGAUCUGAGGGGGCCUAAAUGGGGUGUGGGCAUGGUUGACUUGGGGGGGUGUUGAUUGGGUGGGGGUGUGGAUGUGGCUGGUGGUGCUGUGGUCUGGAUGUAGGUCCUCUAUGUGUAGGUCCGGGGGGGGGGGGGGGGGGGGGGGGGGUCCUGCACGUUUGGGAGAGUGUCUCACUGGUCUGGGCGAGGUGUCUGUUGAUCCUGUGUGAGGUGUUGGGGCUGCGGUUUAGGGCAAUGUCCUUUAGCUUUUUCAAUCACUCCCUUGAGUGAUGUGGCCACCCUAUCCUGCUGUGCUCUCAGGUCGUUUGUGCCUGUUUGUAUUAUUAUGUUGCUGGGUGACCCUAGUCGGUCCUCAGACAGAAGGUCUAGGGCACGCUGGGUGUUUAGACACCAGAGUUUAGACACUGUGUGUUUGGGAAAAAGUUUAUUUUCUUGUAUGUAUUUCCCGUUUGAGUCCAUAAGGAGUACAAUCUGUGGCUUGUGUAUGUCCUCUAUUUCUUUCUCUCUCUCUCUCUCUCUCUCUCUCUCUCUCUCUCUCUCAAUUCAAUUUCAAUUUCAAUUUCAAUUCAAUUUAAGGGCUUUAUUGGCAUGGGAAACAUGUGUUAACAUUGCCAAAGCAAGUGAAGAAGAUAGUAAACAAAAGUGAAAUAAACAAUAAAUAUUAACAGUAAACAUUACACUCAGAAGUUUCAAAAGAAUAAAGACAUUUCAAAUGUCAUAUUAUGUAUAUAUACAGUGUUGUAACAAUGUGCAAAUAGUUAAAGUACAAAUGGGAAAAUAAAUAAACAUAAAAAUGGGUUGUAUUUACAAUGGUGUUUGUUCUUCACUGGUUGCCCUUUUCUUGUGGCAACAGGUCACAAAUCUUGCAGCUGUGAUGGCACACUGUGGUUUUUCACCCAGUAGAUAAGGGAGUUUAUCAAAAUUGGGUUUGUUUUCUAAUUCUUUGUGGAUCGCUGUAAUCUGAGGGAAAUAUGUGUCUCUAAUAUGGUCAUACAUUUGGCAGGAGGUUAGGAAGUGCAGCUCAGUUUCCACCUCAUUUUGUGGGCAGUGUGCACAUAGCCUGUCUUCUCUUGAGAGCCAGGUCUGCCUACGGCGGCCUUUCUCAAUAGCAAGGCUAUGCUCACUGAGUCUGUACAUAGUCAAAUCUUUCCCUCUCUCUCUCUCUCUCUCGCUCUCUCUCUCUCUCUCUCUCUCUCUCUCUCUCUCUCUCUCUCCUCUCUCUCUCUCUCUCUCUCUCUCUCUCUCUCUCUCUCUCUCUCUCUCUCUCUCUCUCUCUCUGUCUGUUUAUGUCUCUCUCUCUAUAUCUCUCUUUCUCUCUCUCUCCCUCUCUCUCUCUCUCUCUCUCUCUCUCUCUCUCUCUCUCUCUCUCUCUCUCUCUCAGGUGCCGAGGGCCCUGGUCAAUCUGGUGGAGCCUCUCUACAUCCCUGUCCUGAGACAGAUGCACACAGACUUAAAUGCAGAUCUCAAGUGCCCUACCUGGCUUGUCAAGUAAGUGUCCGUCCCUGCAGGUAGAGAAUCUAACUAGAGCAUUUGCCAGAGGGAGUUUUCCCCAUUGUAAAAUCAAUGACGGGGAAUGUGCAAGUGCACACUUUGAAUCAAGAUGGAGCCUAUCUGUAAUCCUCUUCAUCAAGCCACAACUUUCAUAUAUUUGCCAUAUGGAGGGCAAUGUGCCAAUGGAUCUCUGAAGUCUCUAUCAAUAACAUCUGAUCUCUGAAAUCUAGAUAAAUAACACCUGAUCUCUGAAGUCUCGAUCAAUAACACCUGAUCUCUGAAGUCUAGAUCAAUAACACCUGAUCUCUGAAAUCUAGAUCAAUAACACCUGAUCUCUGAAGUCUUGAUCAAUAACACCUGAUCUCUGAAAUCUAGAUCAAUAACACCUGAUCUCUGAAGUCUAGAUCAAUAACACCUGAUCUCUGAAAUCUAGCUCAAUAACACCUGAUCUCUGAAAUCUAGCUCAAUAACACCCGAUCUCUGAAAUCUAGAUCAAUAACACCCGAUCUCUGAAAUCUAGAUCAAUAACAUCUGAUCUUGUGUCUCUCCUUCAGUAUUCUGUGUCCCUGUGUCAUCUCACCAAAGGAAGGCUCCGUAGCACUUCAUCAACUCGAUGGUCUGAACAGAGAUUAUCAGGUAUGGCAAAGACUAAUUCUGCAGUGUAUGUGGGACCACAAUAUUAUACUUGACUCUAUGGUAAAUACUAUAGUGUGUGAUGAUUAAUGACCAAUAACAAAAACAAACUGUACCUCUUUCAGCGUGGACUGCAUGAGCUUGUGGAGUCAGGACGGUACGACACUCAUAACAACUUCACGGUGGUUCUGCAGCCUUUCCUACGAGACAUCGUCGUUCCCCAGACAGAGGUUAGGCACACUGCAUUGUCACUCGUCUUGACUGUGAAUCAACAAUAGAUUAACUGAUCGAUCUGUGUGAUGCCAAUGCCCUUUCAUGGUGCCACACGCUGACACACACACACUCACUCGCAUACUCGCACACACGCACAUACACACACACACACACACACACACACACACACACACACACACACACACACACACACACACACACACACACACACACACACACACACACACACACACACACUCACACAAACACACACAUACACACACCCUCACACAAACACACACACACACACCCUCACACUCACACACACAAACUGUCCCCUCUGUCUCACACACAGGACGGACGUCCAGACCGUACUUACUUCAGUCCUGACUGCUUCCAUCUCAGUCAGAAGUCCCAUACUCUGAUGGCCCGCGCUCUCUGGAAUAACAUGGUGAGACUCAAUAACACUGUCACAAUAUAUCCAUCUAUAUAUUAUAUAGAGCCUGACAUGCCAAAAACACAUGUGACAUGUCAUAUGUAGAUGUGUGUGUGUGUAUGUGUGUGUGUGUGUGUGUGUGUGUGUGUGUGUGUGUGUGUGUGUGUGUGUGUGUGUGUGUAUAUACAUACAGUACCAGUCAAAGUUUUAGAACACCUACUCAUUCAAGGCUUUUUCUUUAUUUUUACUAUUUUCUACAUUGUAGAAUAAUAGUGAAGACAUCAAAACUAUGAAAUAACACAUAUGGAAUCAGGUAGUAACCAAAAAGGUGUUAAACAAAUCAAAAUAUAUAAUGCCAUCCUUUGUCUUGAUGACAGCUUUGCACACUCUUGGCAUUCUCUCAACCAGCUUCAUGAGGUAGUCACCUGGAAUGCAUUUCAAUUAACAGGUGUGCAUUAUUAAAAGUUAAUUUGUGGAAUUUAUUUCCUUCUUAAUGCGUUUGAGCCAAUCAGAUGUGUUGUGACAAGGUAGGGGUGGUAUACAGAAGAUAGCCCUAUUUGGUAAAAGACCAAGUCCAUAUUAUGGCAAGAACAGCUCAAAUAAGCAAAGAGAAACGACAGUCCAUAAUUACUGUAAGACAUGAAGGUCAGUCAAUACGGAACAUUUCAAGAACUUUUAAAGUUUCUUCAAGUGCAGUCGCAAAAACCAUCAAGUGCUAUGAUGAAACUGGCUCUCAUGAGGACCGCCACAGGAAAUGAAGAGCCAGAGUUACCUCUGCUGCAGAGGAUAAGUUAAUUAGAGUUACCAGCCUCAGAAAUUGCAGCCCAAAUAAAUGCUUCACAGAGUUCAAGUAACAGACACAUCUCAACAUCAACUGUUCAGAGGAGACUGAGUGAAUUAGGCCUUCAUGGCGAAUUGCUGCAAAGAAACCACUACUAAAGGACACCAAUAAGAAGAAGAGACUUGCUUGGGCAAAGAAACACGAGCAACGGACAUUAGACCGGUGGAAAUCUGUCCUUUGGUCUGAUGAGUCCAAAUUUGAGAGUUUUGGUUCCAACUGCCGUGUCUUUGUGAGACGCAGAGUAGGUGAACGGAUGAUCUCCGCAUGUGUAGUUCCCACUGUGAAGAAUGAAGAGGAGAAUUCAAGGCACAAUUUAACCAGCAUGGCUACCACAGCAUUCUGCAGCGAUAUGCCAUCCCAUCUGGUUUGGGCAUAGUGGGACUAUCAUUUGUUUUUCAACAGUAGUAAUUUAAGGAGAGCUGCAUCAGAUGACCUGGCCUCCACAAUCACCCAACCUCAAUCCAGUUGAGAUGGUUUGGGAUAAGUUGGACCGCAGAGUGAAGGAAAAGCAGCCAACAAGUGCUCAGCAUAUGUAGGAACUCCUUCAAGACUGUUGGAAAAGCAUUCCAGGUGAAGCUGGUUGAGAGAAUGCCAAGAGUGUGCGAAGCUGUCAUCAAGGCAAAGGGUGGCUACUUUGAAGAAUCUCAAAUAUAAAAUAUACACUGCUCAAAAAAAUAAAGGGAACACUAAAAUAACACAUCCUAGAUCUGAAUGAAUGAAAUAAUCUUAUUAAAUACUUUUUUCUUUACAUAGUUGAAUGUGCUGACAACAAAUUCACACAAAAAUUAUCAAUGGAAAUCAAAUUUAUCAACCCAUGGAGGUCUGGAUUUGGAGUCACCCUCAAAAUUAAAGUGGAAAACCACACUACAGGCUGAUUCAACUUUUAUGUAAUGUCCUUAAAACAAGUCAAAAUGAGGCUCAGUAGUGUGUGUGGCCUCCACGUGCCUGUAUGACCUCCCUACAACACCUUGGCAUGCUCCUGAUGAGGUGGCGGAUGGUCUCCUGAGGGAUCUCCUCCCAGACCUGGACUAAAGCAUCCGCCAACUCCUGGACAGUCUGUGGUGCAACGUGGCGUUGGUGGAUGGAGCGAGACAUGAUGUCCCAGAUGUGCUCAAUUGGAUUCAGGUCUGGGGAACGGGCGGGCCAGUCCAUAGCAUCAAUGCCUUCCUCUUGCAGGAACUGCUGACACACUCCAGCCACAUGAGGUCAAGCAUUGUCUUGCAUUAGGAGGAACCCAGGGCCAACCGCACCAGCAUAUGGUCUCACAAGGGGUCUGAGGAUCUCAUCUCGGUACCUAAUGGCAGUCAGGCUACCUCUGGCGAGCAAAUGGAGGGUUGUGCGGCCCACCAAAGAAAUGCCACCCCACACCAUGACUGACCCAUCGCCAAACCGGUCAUGCUGGAGGAUGUUGCAGGCAGCAGAAUGUUCCCCACGGCGUCUCCAGCCUCUGUCACGUCUGUCACAUGUGCUCAGGGUGAACCUGCUUUCAUCUGUGAAGAGCACAGGGCGCCAGUGGCGAAUUUGCCAAACGUCCUGCACGGUGUUGGGCUGUAAGCACAACCCCCACCUGUGGACGUCGGGCCCUCAUACCACCCUCAUGGAGUCUGUUUCUGACCGUUUGAGCAGACACAUGCACAUUUGUGGCCUGCUGGAGGUCAUUUUGCAGGGCUCUGGCAGUGCUCCUCCUGCUCCUCCUUGCACAAAGGCGGAGGUAGCAGUCCUGCUGCUGGGUUGUUGCCCUCCUACGGCCUCCUCCACGUCUCCUGAUGUACUGGCCUGUCUCCUGGUAGCGCCUCCAUGCUCUGGACACUACGCUGACAGACACAGCAAACCUUCUUGCCACAGCUUGCAUUGAUGUGCCAUCCUGGAUGAGCUGCACUACCUGAGCCACUUGUGUGGGUUGUAGACUCCGUCUCAUGCUACCACUAAAGUGAAAGCACCGCUAGCAUUCAAAAGUGACCAAAACAUCAACCAGGAAGCAUAGGAACUGAGAAGUGGUCUGUGGUCACCACCUGCAAAACCAGUCCUUUAUUGGGGGUGUCUUGCUAAUUGCCUAUAAUUUCCACCUGUUGUCUAUUCCAUUUGCACAACAGCAUGUGACAUUUAUUGUCAAUCAGUGUCACGAUCGUUGUAAGAGGCAGACCAAGGCGCAGCGUGAUAGGCGUACAUCUUUUAAUGAGUACUUUACACCAACAACAAAACAACAAAACGAUACGUGAAGUCUAAAGGUUCACUAACACAAACCUAUACAGAACAAGAUCCCACAAUCAACUGAGCAAAACAGGCUGCCUAAGUAUGGUUCCCAAUCAGAGACAACGAGCAACAGCUGCCUCUGAUCGGGAACCACCCUGGCCAACAUAGAUCUAAACGAUCUAGACAGAAAACAAGGAACAACUAAACAUAGGAACUAACACCCUGGCUCAACAUUAAAGAGUUCCCAGAGCCAGGGCGUGACAGUACCCGCCCCCCCCCCCAAAGGCGCGGACUGCGACCGCGCCAACCAAACACCACAGGGGAGGGGCCGGGUGGCCAUUCCGCCUCGGAGGCGGAUCCGGCUCCGGGCGUGACCACCACUCUCUCUCUCGCCCUCGUGGUCUGGCCCUGCUGGCCGGAGCUGGACUGAACACUGGUGGAGCGGAUUGCUCUGGCUCCGGCGUGGAGCAGCUGACCGGUACCUGACCAGGCACCGGUGGAACAGGCACGGGCUGUGCCGGACUGAUGACGCGCACCACUGUCUUGGUGCGGGGAGCAGGAACGGGCCGGACCGGGCUGGCGACGCGCACCACUGGCUUGGUGCGGGGAGCAGGAACGGGCCGGACCGGGCUGACGACGCGCACCACUGGCUUGGUGCGGGGAGCAGGAACAGGCCGGACCGGGCUGACGACACGCACCACUGGCUUGGUGCGGGGAGCAGGAACGGGCCGGACCGGGCUGACGACGCGCACCACUGGCUUGGUGCGGGGAGCAGGAACAGGCCGGACCGGGCUGACGACGCGCACCACUGACUUGGUGCGGGGAGCAGGAACGGGCCGGACCGGGCUGACGACGCGCACCACUGGCUUGGUGCGGGGAGCAGGAACAGGCCGGACCGGGCUGACGACGCGCACCACUGGCUUGGUGCGGGGAGCAGGAACAGGCCGGACCGGGCUGGCGACGCGCACCACUGACUUGGUGCGGGGAGCAGGAACAGGCCGGACCGGGCUGACGACGCGCACCACAGGCUUGGUGCGGGGAGCAGGAACAGGCCGGACCGGGCUGACGACGCGCACCACAGGCUUGGUGCGGGGAGCAGGAACAGGCCGGACCGGGCUGACGACGCGCACCACUGGCUUGGUUGGUGCGGGGAGCAGGAACAGGCCGGACCGGGCUGAAGACGCGCACCACUGGCUUGGUGCGAGGGGCAGGAACGGGCCGGACCAGGCUGACGACGCGCACCACUGGCUUGGUGCGGGGAGCAGGAACAGGCCGGACCAGGCUGGCGACACGCACCACUGACUUGGUGCGAGGGACAGGGACAGGCCGGGCCGGACUGGCGACGCGCACCCCUGGCCUGGUGCGGGGAGCAGGAACAGGCCGGACCGGGCUGGCGACGCGCACCACAGGCUUGGUGCGGGGAGCAGGAACGGGCCGGACCGGGCUGGCGAUGCGCACCACAGGCUUGGUGCGAGGGACAGGAACAGGCCGGACCGUACUGGGAACACACACCACUGGCCUUGUGCGGGGAUCAGGAACGGGCCGGACCGGACUGGUAACACACCCCAGUACCUCUCGCCGUGCCUCUACACUCUCCUUCCCCCUCAUGACCAAUGGCCCCCGUAACCUGGUGGCCUCCUCUCCUAGUCCGCAAACUCGCCCUGUAGCUGCCUCCAGCAGCCCCGUCGUCCAUGCCGUGUGCCCCCCCUAAAAAAUGUCUUGGGGUUGCCUCUCGCCUGUCCGACGAUGGCCCGGUAGGCGCCGCUUCUCCUCUCCUGCCUGGGCAUCCUCCCUCAUCGCCCUCCGGUAGUGGACGGCCUCCUCGUCUGUGAUUCUCCCCCAACCGAGGAGGACAUCUACCAGAGUAACCUCUUGUUCCAUACCCGGCGUUUGCUCCUGCAUACGCUGCUUGGUCCUAUAAGGGUGGGAUCUUCUGUCUCGGUCGUUGUAAGAGGCAGACCAAGGCGCAGCGUGAUAGGCGUACAUCUUUUAAUGAGUACUUUACACCAACAACAAAACAACAAAACGAUACGUGAAGUCUAAAGGUUCACUAACACAAACCUAUACAGAACAAGAUCCCACAAUCAACUGUUCAAAACAGGCUGCCUAAGUAUGGUUCCCAAUCAGAGACAACGAGCAACAGCUGCCUCUGAUCGGGAACCACCCUGGCCAACAUAGAUCUAAACGAUCUAGACAGAAAACAAGGAACAACUAAACAUAGGAACUAACACCCUGGCUCAACAUUAAAGAGUCCCCAGAGCCAGGGCGUGACAAUCAGUGUUGCUUCCUAAGUGGACAGUUUGAUUUCACAGAAGUGGGAUUGACUUGGAGUUACAUGAGCAGUGUAUUUUGAUUUGUUUAACACCUUUUUGGUUACUACAUGAUUCCAUAUGUGUUAUUUCAUAGUUUUGAUGUCUUCACUAUUAUUCUACAAUGUAGUAAAUAGUAAAAAUAAAUAAAAACCCUUGAAUGAGUAUGUGUGUGUGUAUGUGUGUGUGUGUGUGUGUGUAUUUAUGUGUGUGUGUGUAUAUAAUUUAUGUGUAUGUGUGUAUGUAUAUGUGUGUGUGUGUGUGUGUGUGUGUGUGUGUGUGUGAGUGUAUGUGUGUGUGUGUAUAUAUUUAUAUGUGUGUUUGUGUAUGUCUAUAGAUGUGUGUGUGUGUGUGUGUGUAUGUGUGUAUGUUUGUGUGUGUGUGUGUGUGUGUGUGUGUGUGUGUGUGUGUGUGUGUGUGUGUGUGUAUACUGUAUGUAUGGCUCUGACUGUUACUACCCAAAGCACAACACUGUGUUACCACUGAGUGACAAAAAUGACACAUUCAGUUGAUAUCCAGGAUAUCUUACCAUCACCCAAGUUCUUUUGAAUUCACUGAGAUGUAUUCCCUUAGCUGGAGCCUCUGGGCAAGAAGACUGUCCAACUGUACUUUGAUGAUGGUAUCCCUGUCAACUGCCCAUCUAAGGUACAGUCUUAUGGCUCAACAUGUCUACAGAAGUACUGUGUCGUCUUCACGUUACUUCAUACCGUUAACUGACUAUAUUUUGAUCACUCUUGUGGGGUUUUACAGAGAAGAGUGCGAUAUGAACGUAGGUCAAUUAAUGAAUAUUAAGUGUUGAUAGUAUUACAGUGCCAUCUGAAAGUAUUCAGACCCCUUGACUUUUUCCACAUUUUGUUACGUUACAGCCUUAUUCUAAAAUGUAUUACAUAGUUUUUUCCCCCCUCAUCAAUCUACACCAAAUACCCCAUAAUGAUAAAGCAAAAACAGGUUUUUUAUAAAUUGUAGCCAAAUGUAUUAAAAAUAAAAAACUGAAAUAUCACAUUUACAUAAGUAUUCAGACCCUUUACUCAGUACUUUGUUGAAGCACCUUUGGCAGCAAUGAACGCCUUGAGUCUUCUUGGGUAUAACACUACAAGCUUGGCACACCUGUAUAUUAGGGAGUUUCUCCCAUUCUUCUCUGCAGAUCCUCUCAAGCGCUGUCAGGUUGGAUGGGGAGCGUCGCUGCACAGCUAUUUUCAGGUCUCUCCAGAGAUGUUCAAUCGGGUUCAAGUACAGGCUCUGGCUGGGCCACUCAAGGACAUUUAGAGACUUGUCCCGAAGCCACUCUUGCGUUGUCUUGGCUGUGUGCUUAGGGUCAUUGUCCUGUUGGAAGGUGAACCUUUGCCCCAGUCUGAAGUCCUGAGCGCUCUGGAGCAGGUUUUCAUCAAGGAUCUCUCUGUACUUUGCUCUGUUCAUCUUUACCUUGAUCCUGACUAGUCUCCCAGUCCCUGCCGCUGAGAAACAUCCCCACAGCAUGAUGCUGCCACCACCAUGCUUCACCGUAGGGAUGGUGCCAGGUUUCCUCCAGACGUGACGCUUGGCAUUCAGGCCAAAGGGUUCAAUCUUGGUUUCAUCAAACCAGAGAAUCUUGUUUCUCAUAGUCUGAGAGUCUUUAGGUGCCUUGUGGCAAACUCCAAGCGGGCUGUCAUGUGCCUUUUACUGAGGAGUGGCUUCCGUCUGGCCACUCUACCAUAAAGGGCUGACUGGUGGAGUGCUGCAGAGAUGGUUGUCCUUCUGAAAGGUUCUCCCAUCUCCACAGAGGACCUCUGGAGCUCUGUCAGAGUGACCAUCGGGUUCUUGGUCACCUCCCUGACCAAGGCCCUUCUCCCCCGAUUGCUCCGUUUGGCUGGGCGGCCAGCUCGAGGAAGAGUCUUGGUGGUUCCAAACUUCUUCCAUUUAAGAAUGAUGGAGGCCACUGUGUUCUUAGGGACCUUCAAGGCUGGAGAAAUGUUUUGGUACCCUUCCCCAGAUCUGUGCCUCGACACAAUCCUGUCUCUGAGCUCUAUGGACAAUUCCUUCGACUUCGUGGCUUGGUUUUUGCUCUGACAUGCACUGUCACUUGAGGGACCUUAUAUAGACAGGUGUGUGCCUUUCCAAAUCAUGUCCAAUCAAUUGAAUUUACCACAGGUGGACUCCAAUCAAUGGGAACAGGAUGCACUUGAACUCAAUUUCGAGUCUCAUAGAAUACUUAUGUAAAUAUAAAAUAAAAUAAAAACAGUUUUUGCUUUGUCAUUAUGGGGUAUUGUGUGUAGAUUGAUGAGGGAAAAAAGUAAUUGAAUACAUUUUAGAAUAAGGCUGUAACGUAUCAAAAUGUGGAAAAAGUCAAGGGGUCUGAAUACUUUCCGGAUGCACUCUAUAUGUUUAGCUUAUGCAAAUGUGUCUCUGUCUUCCCCCAAGACCUCACCAUUCGUGCGGACCUAUGUCAACAGCAAUUACACUUAUGAGGAACCCGCCCCAACACCUCCACCAAUCACGGUAGGCCACCCAUCCAGGUUCAAAUCGCUGUGCCUUCCAGUAAACAUUUGACAUGUGUGGAUGAGGUGGACCAAGCUAAUACUUUCAAGUGAUAAUAGAUAAUGAUAGCUGUUAUUACAGAACUGUGAUCAUCAUUAAUUUAGGUAAGGUGGCAUUGAAUUGUGUUCAUCAUUAAUUUAGGGAUGGGGGCAUUGAACUGUUUAUCAUUGAUUUAGGUAUGGUUGCAUUGAACUGCGUUCAUAAUUAAUUUAUGUAUUAUGGCAUUGAACUGUGUUCAUAAUUAAUUGAGGUAUGAUGGCAUUGAAUUGUGUUCAUCAUUAAUUUAGGUAUGAUGGCAUUGAACUUUGUUCAUCAUUAAUUUAGGUAUGGGGGCAUUGAACUGUGUUCAUAAUUAAUUUAGGUAUGGUGGCAUUGAACUGUUUUAAUCAUUAAUUUGGGUAUGGUGGCAUUGAACUGUUUUCAUCAUUAUUUAGGUAUGGUGGCAUUGAACUGUGUUCAUAAUUAAUUUAGGUAUGGUGGCAUUGAACUGUUUUAAUAAUUAAUUUGGGUAUGGUGGCAUUGAACUGUUUUCAUCAUUAAUUUAGGUAUGGUGGCAUUGAACUGUUUUAAUUAUUAAUUUAGGUAUGGUGGCAUUGAACUGUUUUCAUAAUUAAUUUAGAUAUGGUGGCAUUGAACAGUUUCAUCAUGAAUUUAGAUAUGAUGGCAUUGAACUGUGUUCAUCAUUAAUUUAGAUAUGGUGGCAUUGAACUGUGUUCAUCAUUAAUUUAGGUAUGGGGCAUUGAACUGUGUUCAUCAUAAAUUUAGGUAUGGGGGCAUUGAUGAAGGAAAUGUGUUAAAAUACUGUCUCACUUUGAUCUGCCUGCCUGCCUGCCUGCCUGCCUGCCUGCCUGCCUGCCUGCCUGCCUGCCUGCCUGCCUGCCUGUCUGUCUGUCUGUCUGUCUGUCUGUCUGUCUGUCUGUCUGUCUGUCUGUCUGUCUGUCUGUCUGUCUGUCUGUCUGUCUGUCUGUCUGUCUGUCUGUCUGUCUGUCUGCCUGCCUGCCUGCCUGCCUGUCUGUCUGUCUGUCUGUCUGCCUGCCUGCCUGCCUGCCUGUUUGCCUGUCUGUCUGUCUGUCGUCUCUCCCAGAACUGGGGAAGUGACUUCUCUUGUGGGGACCUGGCUCCAUCCACCUCUGUGCCUACAUCAGGUGAGAGUGUAGUAAGAGGUGACGAGGUUUCAUAAGAGGAAGUGCAUAACUAAGGGAAGGCCAAUGACCUGCUUGCAUGACAUUUGUCCAACCCCCUUACUAGACCAAUCAUGCUACAUGUCUGAGAUAGGUGUCCAUUCACACUACAUGUCUGAGAUAGAUGUCCAAUCACACUACAUGUCUGAGAUAGAUGUCCAAUCACACAACAUGUCUGAGAUAGAUGUCCAAUCACAUUACAUGUCUGAGAUAGAUGUCCAAUCACAUUACAUGUCUGAGAUAGAUGUCCAAUCACACUACAUGUCUGAGAUAGAUGUCCAAUCACACAACAUGUCUGAGAUAGAUGUCCAAUCACACUACAUGUCUGAGAUAGAUGUCCAAUCACACUACAUGUCUGAGAUGGGUGUCAAAACCCAACAAAUUAUAGCAGUGUAUGAUGACUAUGUUGUAACAUUAUGGACUAUGGGAAGUGGAGUGUAUUUGUUUUUAUUGAUCAAUCUGUUCCUCUGUCCCCAGUUCAUAAGCUGCGACCAGGAGACAUCAAGGUGGUGGCAGCACUGGGAGACUCAAACACUGUAAGUGUGUGUGUGUGUGUGUGUGUGUGUGUGUGUGUGUGUGUGUGUGUGUGUGUGUGUGUGUGUGUGUGUGUGUGUGUGUGUGUGUGUGUGUGUGUGUGUGUGUGUGUGUGUGUGUGUGUGUGUGUGUGCGCACGUGCCUGCAUGCGUGCGUGCGUGUAGAACAAAACAAUCUUAAUGUGCUGAUAGCAGGUUUUCUGACCUAAUCAUUUGUAAUCAGGGAGUUGUUUAGCAUUUGUGAUAGCCCAUUGGUGUUCAAAGUGAUUGUGCAAGUCCAGUGUAUUCAUAUUGAUGUGUCAGCAGUAUUUGCCUGUGUUUGAUUUUAUAUUAUCCUUUGUGCUGAGAGGACAUAUUCUUUACAUGGUGGGUUGAUCAUGUUCCUUUGUUGUCAUCUGUUUGCAGGCAGCAGUUGGAGCCAAGGCAAAGAACGUGUUGCAGCUCAACACGCAGUAUAAAGGAGUGUCAUGGAGGUACAGCGCAUUCUGAAAUUAUUCAGACCCCUUGACUUUUUCCACAUUUUGUUACUUUACAGACGUAUUCUAAAAUUGAUUAAAUUCUUUUUCCCCCUCAUCAAUCUACACACAAUACCCCAUAAUGACAAAGCAAAAACAGGUUUUUAGAAAUGUUUGCAAAUGUAUUAAAAAUUUUAAAAAAUAAAGAAUUACCUUAUUUACAUAAGUAUUCAGAUCCUUUGCUAUGAGACUGACUCGAAAUACUGUUCAUACAUUCUGUAAUGAAUCAUGCACCAACAUAGUCUAAAUGCAUAGCAUACACGUUAUGGACCACUUGCAGAGCACAAUGAUACUGCCAGACUGCUUGAACACUGGUCAACAGUGAAAUUGACUAAAUGUGUGUGUAUUUCUGCAGUAUUGGAGGAGAUCAGGCGCUGGACACUGUCACCACACUACCAAGUGAGACACUAUUUCCUCUUGUCACUCUCAUCCUAUUGGCUCAUCUUAACUGUCCAUCAAAAUGAGCCAAAUGAGCCUUGAUUUCACAUAUGACUAUUUCUGUAACAUUGUUGGAGAAAGGUUGCAAUGAAUACACAGGAGGUUGGUGGCAAUGACCGGAGCAGCAUCAAAUACAUCAAACACAUGGUUUCCAUGUGUUUGAUGCCAUUCCAUUUGCUCCGUUCCAGACAUUAUUAAGAGCUAUUCUCCCCUCAGCAAGCUCCUGUGAUUAUGAAUACCCAGUGCACAUGAUCUUGUGACAGUAGAUUUUCAGCAUUUACACAUACAUCCACAAGAUGGCAGUCUCAACAUAUGAUCUCAUGACAUUCCUCUGGAGUGCAGCCUCCUUGCAUAGAGGAAAAAUGGUUCAUCCAGCUGGCAGCACUCUCUCUGUAAUAAAGCUAAAAUGGACCAUUUGAUAAUGAAACGUCUGUUUGCUUUACCAGAACGCCCCAAUGCUUAUUUUCCAUCUCUACUUUUCUUUCUCUCUCUCAGACAUCCUGAAGAAAUUUAACCCUUCCCUCUAUGGCUUCUCCAAGGGUCAGAGCUUGCUGCAGAAUAGUGGCUUCAACAUGGCGGUGCCUGGAGCCAAGGCCUUGUGAGUAGAGAGUUAAGUUUCGACCUCUCUGUUCCCUCGUCCACUCACUGUCCUCUUUUUCCAGUCACUCUAUUUCCCAUCCUAUUUUUUAAGUGUCAUCCUUUCAUUCCCGGCAGCUCUGGCUGCUUGCCUAUCAACUCCCCAUCAGUCUUCUCAUUUGAACUAAGGCAUUAUAAACACUAUGUUCUAACAAAUGUUUAUUUGUCUCUUCUAGAGAUAUCCCAGCCCAAGUCCAAGCUCUCAUCAAGGCCAUGAAAGAUGACAAGGUGAGACUGGUUUAUGUCCAAGAGCUCUAUGGGCCCUGGUCAAAAGUAGUGCAUUACAUACAGGACAGGGUGCCAUUUGGGAUGCAAGCCUCUUCCAAGGGGACAGGGUGUCAUUUGGGAUGCAAGCAUCUUCCAAGGGGACAGGGUGUCAUUUGGGAUGCAAGCCUCUUCCAAGGGGACAGGGUGCCAUUUGGGAUGCAAGCCUCUUCCAAGGGGACAGGGUGCCAUUUGGGAUGCAAGCCUCUUCCAAGGGGACAGGGUGUCAUUUGGGAUGCAAGCCUCUUCCAACGGGACAGGGUGUCAUUUGGGAUGCAAGCCUCUUCCAUGACUCUGUAACUGUGUUGAAUUGUUAUACUGGACUCAGUUUAUAAGAAUAAUGACAUAUUGUUGUAUAAUGAGUGUAUGAUAAUCUAUAGCAAUUUCUCUCUUCCUCUUUACACGCACACAGAAGGUGAAUUUUGAACAGGAUUGGAAGCUAGUGACCUUAUUCGUUGGCUCCAUGGAUCUUUGUGAUUAUUGCAUGGACCAGGUAUGUAUUCUUAUCUUAAAGUCAAACAAACAUUAUUAUAAUUUGAAUAGUGGUAGUGUUAAAAAAUAGUGUUAAAAAAGUGUUAUAUAUGCUCUACUUUACACAGAACAACCUUACACCCAAGAACUACAGCGAGAAUCUGAUGUUGAGCCUGGACAUGCUGUACAAAGAGGUUAGUGAUGGAAGGCUUGGUAAUGGAGAUUUAUUAUAGAUUAAAGCCUGUACUCACUCAACUAGGUUCAUUUAAAGCCAAAUAUCAUGCCAUCUCCCUCCAUCUCUCUCUAAGGUACCGAGGGUAAUGGUCAAUGUUGUGGAGGUUCUGGAGAUGGAUCCAUUGAGGAGAGUGACUAAGGACGCUCUGGUCUGCACCCUCAUGCAGAGGUUUGUAUGAAACUCCCCAUUUCCCCACAAAGACAGCAGCUACACCCACUGCAUCAUAUGCCUGUAGAAUGUGUAUAUUCACAGCGUUAGAGAAUGUUUCCGCUCAAGUGUCUUUGUUUUGCACAGGAAUGCUUGCCCCUGUUUUUUUUACCCUGAAGAGAACUCUCCUGAGCUUACAGAGGUUAUUCGGAUCAACCAGGAAUACCAGGUAUGGGCAGAGCAGGGUCUAAAAAAAAAAAAAAAACGUUAUUUAACUAGGCAAGUCAGUUAAGAACAAAUUCUUAUUUACAAUGAUGGCCUACCGAAAGGCAAAAGGCCUCCUGCGGGGACGGGGGCUGGGAUUCAAAAUAAAAAUAUAGGACAAAGCACACAUCACCACAAGAAACACGGUCUGAACACAGGAGGUUGGUGGCACCUUAAUUGGGGAGGACGAGCUCAUGGUAAUGGCUGGAGUGGAAUAGUAUCAUUCCAUUUACUCCGUUCCAGCCCUUAUUAUGAGCCGUCUUCUCCUCAGCUGCCUCCACUGAGUCUGAACAACUGGGAUUCUAACUCUAUGAGGAAUUGUCAUGUGUUACUGGUAUGGAAGGUCUUGGCCAAUGUUCCAAUGUGUGGAGAUACAUGAGUUCUACAGUUAAAGAUACAGGCAUUCAAUGUGAUCAGAUCAAUCCAACAUAACUCUACAAUACUUAACAUUCUCUCUUUGUUCUCUCUACUCUGUCUAUGCUUCUGUCCAGAUCGAGACUGAGCGACUGGUCUCUGGGGGGCGCUAUGAUGGGCGAGAGGACUUCACUGUCGUUGUACAACCCUACUUACGAAACUCCUUUGUCCCUUUCAUUGAGGUGAGUGUGGUUUAACUGCACACAUGCGCGCACACACACACACACACACACACACACACACGCACGUAUGUGAAGCACAGACACACACACACACACACAUACACACACUGACACUGUUCUCUUGUCUCCACAGGAUGGGAAGCCUGACUUGAGUUUCUUCUCUGUGGAUUGUUUCCAUGUCAGUGAGCGAGCACAUGCUGAGAUGGCCAUCGCUCUCUGGAACAACAUGGUGAGGACAGUCACUUAGAGAGUAGUCUGGUCCCAGAUCUGUUUGUGCUGUCUUGCUGUAGAUUGCCUCUGCGUUGUUUUGAUCGGCUCACAUGAGACCAUAGGAUCAGGGUUGCUGUUGAUUUUUAUUGUUUGUUAAUGACAGGAAAAACUUCCAUAAACAAAUGCUGUGCUGUGCUGUCCUUAUACGCCAAACUCCUCUGCAAACUCCAAGUACAAAAGAACAACAACAGGGGACAUGAAUAGCCAUGCUAGCCCAUUGACAACAUAGCCUACAGUAGAAAGUACUGUAGCUAGAUAACAUGUGCAGCAUUCACAAAUCAACAGAUAAAUUACUGAAAUACAUGAAUAUCCCAAUAUAUUGGUGGGAGACCAUUAUAAUACACUGCCAGUAACCAUAUAAACGUUAUUAUACGUGUUUUAACAUAUAGGAUUGAUUAUGAUUUUCAUUGAACAAUGUUUCAGUAACCUACCUCUUCCACAUGGGUACAGUAGACAGGGAAGAGGUAAGGGGGGCAGGAUGUUUAUGAGGGGGAAUGCAGAAGGAGAAGGAAGUGUGCCACAUUAAAAAGGGCACUGACAACAACAAAAGGAAUGUACAGUAAUAUCAGGUAUGGAACUAUUCAGAUUUAGUGUAAUUAUAAAACAUGAAAUUCAACACUUGUUACAUUGCCAACUCCUAUGGUCAUUGUCAAGACAGCACCCACAGAUCUGGGACCAGGCUGCAUAGAGUGUACUCUGAAACAUAACUCACAACACAUGAGCUAUGGCCAUAGUAUUUCAUGUUUGUGUAGGUUUGUGAUUUGACAGAGGUAGUGUUUUGUUUUUACAGUUGGAGCCAGUGGGUAGGAAGCAGGUCUACAACAACUUCACAUAUGACCGCACCAAAAUCAACUGUCCUUUUGAGGUAUGUUAACAUGAACACAACAUUUAUUGUGGAAAAGUUUGGUCAGGAGUUUGCUGAAAUGGCAAUCAGUAAGUCAGUCGUUGCAUUGGCUGACUCAACAGUGCAUGUGGGUUGUUGAGUGUGUUGGUUGAGCAGCAGUCAUAUCACCUACUGAAAGCUACUUCUUACAAUGUUGUAGAAGAAGAUCUAUUCUCAUGUUAGUUUCCCUUAAUCUGACAUUUGCUCUCUCCUUUAGGAUCAACCCUUCAUCUUCACUAAGGUCAAUAGCCUCCCGAGCCCACCUGUAAACCCCACCUCACCUGUCCCAAACCCUGGCACCACCACACCAAGCCCUGUGGCCCAGUGUGACUCCUCCAUGCCUGUGUGGGUGCCCGUGGUGCUUGGUAUCACUGGCUUACUGAUCGGCUGGGGAAUCACUUGGCUAUUCAUGUCCUGCAGAGAAUGGCAGAGUAAGAGGAAAAUGGUAGAGGGAGUGGUUGAGAUGAAAGGAACUGGUUUCUAAUGAUAUUCAAUUCUAAGAGGGAGUUUGGAGAUGGUCACAAAGGCUUGAAUACAAACACACAUGCAUAAACGCACACACCUAUGCAUACACACACACACAAAUACACACACGAGUGUAUGGCAUUGUAUCAAACAUAAACAUAUUGUAUAUAAAGUAUGUAAUAGAUUUGCUAAUUGUUUUGUAAAUGCACACGGAUUAUGGCAUAUUUUCUUCCUAUGAAUAAGGUGUGUUUUGUACACCCUGCAUUACCUAAGAAUGUACCAUUUUCCUUUGUAUUUAAACAAUAAACAUUGUUGAUGAACAUUCCAUUCAGCAACAGAUAAAUAAAUA